Aspergillus glaucus CBS 516.65 is the source of this 1311-nucleotide messenger RNA. RefSeq lists its product as uncharacterized. Gene Ontology annotation, molecular function: glutamine synthetase activity. NCBI's taxonomy places the organism in Eukaryota, Fungi, Ascomycota, Eurotiomycetes, Eurotiales, Aspergillaceae. The coding region runs from base 1 to 1311 and encodes 436 amino acids. The record is from RefSeq and is a predicted model, not a curated record. The transcript is spliced from 2 exons.
AUGGUUCAAACAUAUAUUUCCACCCCCUUCAUGGACAAAAAUGCGACCUCCGACAUCGCCUUGAAAACCCUCCAAAACCUCCAACAGCUAAAGCCCCAAGUCCGCUUCCCCCAAAAUGAAUAUGCUCUGCAACUAGCAACAACCAAGAAGCACAUCCGGUUGUCGCCCGUCGGCUUGCACUGCGCGGUGGACAAUAGUUUCAUCCCAUGGCUGGAUCUCAGAGGCAUGCAUUGCUUGGUUGCAGAUUGGUCGUCUCUGAAAAUCAUCAAUGAGAAUGCACCAGGGCCUGCAUAUGCGACUGUGAUGUGCGGUGUUGUUGGUAGUUCUAUUGAGCAUCCCACUCCGAGCAGCAGUCUUUGUCCUCGCAGGGCGCUGGCAAAUGUGAUCCGCAAGGCAUCCGAGAAACACGGUGUGCAUUUCCUGGUCGGGUUCGAGGUUGAAUUCGAAAUUGUCAGGCUCGACUCGUCGACCAGUAAGGUCGUCCCGGUUAGUGCUGGAUUCGGUCGGUAUGCCGUGGACGGACUGCGAGACCCCAGCUUCCAGUACGUUGAAGAAGCCGUGCAGGAACUGUUGGAUUCUGGUGUGAACAUUCAAGAGGUUCACAGCGAAGGAGGCGUAGGCCAGUACGAGAUUACUCUCGGGCCAUUACAGCCUCUACAGGCUGUUGACCAAUUAGUACUGGUCCACGACACACUGAAACGAGUCCUCACUCGCCAUGGCCUAAUCGCCAAUAUGUCCCCAGUAUCAAUCGCCAGAGAGGGACAGGGAACAGGGCAGCACACGCAUAUCUCCAUCAACCCCCCGAUUAACGAAGAUAACUUCCUGGCGGGUAUUCUGGGUCGACUUCCCGCACUGUGCGCCUUUACCCUGCCCUAUCCAGUAUCUUAUGCUCGCGUCAAGCCAACGUUAGCAGGCGAUGUUGUCGCAUUUGGUAGUCAUCACAGAGGAACUGCUAUUCGAAAAAUCAACCCUGGUCACUGGGAAGUGCGAUGCGUCGAUGCAACUGAAAAUAUGUAUCUUUCUCUGGCUGCUAUCUUCAGCGCUGGUCUGCUGGGCUAUCAGAACGAGGAACCGUUGGUUUGGCAGGAUGCUGCUCUCACAGAAAAUGCUUCUGUUUUGGAAAAGGCAGAACGAAUGCCGGCCACAGUGGAUGAAUCUUUGGAUGUUCUUGAUGAAAAAUUUGAGAAUAUUGAGGCUAUGAUGGAGAGCAAGGUUGUCAAGCACUAUCUCGAGAUCAAGUGGUGGGAGUCGAAUCGGGUGAAGGAAAUGGAUACUAAGGAGGUGAGAGCACUUUUUACAAGGCUGUUCUAG